This is a messenger RNA of Pseudo-nitzschia multistriata, 2261 nucleotides long. NCBI's taxonomy places the organism in Eukaryota, Bacillariophyta, Bacillariophyceae, Bacillariales, Bacillariaceae. The record is from the annotation of a GenBank genome assembly.
CUCGAAAAUCCAAAAUCCAAAUCCAUGACACUUCAGUUGGUCGAGAUUUGAAGUCAAAAUAAUCAAAAGCAGCGACAGUUGCAGAAAAAAAUUGCUGAGCGACGAAGAACAAAAUAAUAUCUCUAAUACUGUAACAACAGAACAUCACAAAAACAGAAGAUAAACCAAACAACGGGAUUCUGAACAUUCUGGCAGCAAGGUUUUGUUAUUGUCUUUAUCGCGAAAUAGAUGGAGAAGUAAAAAUAAUAUAUUUACACUUAGGCAUUUAUAUAGAGUACAUCGCAAUGGUGAGGGGUGACGAGAAUCGUCGUUCGCAAACGAAGCGAAGAUUUCGACAAUUCGAGAACAGUCACAACGAUCAAGGGCUAGAAACCGUAGAUGACUUGGUACAUGCAGCUCAAUUCGCAAUUAUACCAAAUACUGACGCAGCAACUUUUACGCCUCUUGUGGAAAGCGUGAAUCCAGCCAAGAAGCAAGAAGAUGGCAACGAAAUCGAUGUGAACGACGAUGAUAGCAACAGCGAUGUCUCCAUUGCCGAUGCUGAAGGUGCUGAUAACAGCAACGAAAACGAUUGCAGUAGCGAUAGCGAUAGUUGUAGCAGUGACGAUGAGUCAGAUGACGAGGAUAUUACCCAAGCCGUGCAGAGGAUGGAACAAGCAACUGCUGCAGAGGAAGAGGCCGGUCUUACUGCUUCGAAUCCGCCAAAAACAGAUAACGAAGUGGACGGUUACAAAGUUCCUAUAAAAGAACUAGAAUCACAGUUACAGAUCCGAUUGACAGUGGACGAAGCAACUGUAAAGGCAGCAACAAAUGACGGAAGUAACAAUUCCACUUCAAACCAACUGUCUUUGGCGGGAAGGAUCAAGAACUACAUGUCAAGUGAUCGGACGGUAGUCGUCGAAUCUGCUGCCAUCCCAGCACAUUCGGCAGGAUUUCAACAAACUGUUGGACCGCUAGAUGAGGGAAGCUUGUUGGUAGUCAAAAAGACCGAGAAUGAAGGCGAUCGGAUUCCUGCUGAGAGAACGAGCUUAAUUCCGCUGGGAAGAAUUUUUGAGGUUUUUGGACCAGUUUCUCAACCUUUGUACACCAUACGAUUGCCUUCUCCUCCAUCGACCUCCAAAAAUAAGAAGUCAAGCAAUCCACGAUCUCAGGAAUGUAACUCUGAAAAGAAAGCUUCAAAGAAAGAAAAUGAGUUAACGGAGUUUGUAAAACAAGGGGACAACAAAGCCGUUGAUAAGAAUGAAGAUGAUAUGGAAACCAUCGGGGACAAUGAGCAGGGAAACAUCCCCAACAAUGCCCCAACCAUACCAGAGACGUCGGAGAAAGCGAAUGAUGCCGUCGUGACGAACCUAUCAUCAUCGUCAUGUACUGAAGAUUAUAUAAGCGGGAAAGAAAAGAGUGAUACAUCUAUGAACAAAGACAGUCCACCGAAUAUAUUACCCGAUGAAAAGACGGAAUCCGCUAGGGUCAAUGAAGCUUCAACCACCACUGUGGAGCCCACGUCUCCUGACAACAUAGACCGAUCACCUGAAAAUACCGCAGUCGAUAUGUGGGCAGUGAAUGGCGAAUACGCAAAAUUCCUUGCUGAGAACAAGAACAUUGAAGUGUACUAUAUCGAGGAUGAAGCCAAGCUUAUUGACACGAGCUUUGUCAUGAAAACUAGUGGGAAGGGAUGCGAUGCAUCAAAUAUAUAUGACGAAGAAAUUAUCAAUAGUAGUGAAGCGUAUUACAGCGACGAUGAAAAGGAACGGGAGGCAAAAAACAAGAAAAAAGGAGCCGGGCGGAAAAAGAAUCAGCAACGAAACAACGAUCGACGACAACAAAGGGAGCAACGACGUAACAAUAAUUCGACAAGAUAUCCAAACAGAGCACAUACGGGAUAUCAUGGUCAACCGCCACCGCCCUUACAGGGCUUUAACUAUGUCCAAGGCCAUGCGAACCUUCCCCAAGGCUUUCAUCAGAUGGGACAACAGCAAUACCCACACGGAGGGAUUUACCAGGCACAUCCCACAUAUCAGUAUCCUCCAGGAUCGACAUUCCAUAGACAGGUGUCAGGAGCACCCCCGCCCCCGCCUCCACCCCCUCCAAGUCACAACCAAACAUUUCCAUACCGAGGGACUCCGCAACACUCACAAGCCCCGAACGCAGUAUCUCGGAUGGCUCCCCCUCCCCCACCUCCGAAAAAUCCAAACGAACCUCCAGCAUACCAAUACUAGUACACUGAGAAGUGACAAGAGCAUGGAUAAAUGUUCAGAACAACU